ACACUAAAAAAAAAAUUCACAUUUUUCAACCCGAUCGAGAAAAGUCAAAAAAACUUAUGAGCAGACAGAUAUCAUAGCUGUUAAUAAUAGUUACUUGUUUGUCUUUAAAUAUAUAUUGAAAAUGUCUGCCAUUGUCGCUAGAGCCACUGGUUUCGUCAACAGUAUUGUCACUAAAACCACCGAAGUUGCCAACGGUGCUGUGUACUGGGGUAAAGUCACUGCUGAAGUUGGUAAAGUUGUUUAUAAGAAUGAAGGAUUAGCACCACCAUCAAGUGCUCAAUUCCAACAAGUUUAUCAAAAUGCUUUUAAAUUUGUUCAAUCUCCUGAACAACAAAGAGCUUUCCUUACCAAGGCUGCUCAAUUCAAACCAUCUAAGGAAUGUGCUGUUAAGGCUGCUGUUUAUGGUACUCAAUUAUUAGCUUUCUUUUCUGUUGGUGAAAUAAUUGGUAGAAGACAUGUCUUUGGUUAUCCAUCUAUUGGAGGUGGAGCUCAUCAUUAAAUGGGGAGAAGUGAUUAUUAUUUCUGAGAAAACAUAAUCCCAUUUUUGCAUUGUAUAAUAAGUGAAUCGUUGUGAUCUGGAAUCAGGAAUUGAUAAAAUGAUUCCGGAGUUAUCGAUUCAAUUUGAAAAAAGUGUAUGUCGAAUAACGUUUGUUAUUUGAAAUUUCCUUUUUUAACAAAACUAUUCUUUACUAUUAUCUUACGGUAUUUCAUAUAUAAGAUCAAAAUUAGAUGAAAUUUUUAUUAUUUAUUUUCCAUUCUGUUAUAAAUAUACAUUUUAUUUAGAAAAAAAGACAUUAUU
Messenger RNA from Scheffersomyces coipomensis, 799 nucleotides. RefSeq names its product F1F0 ATP synthase subunit g (gene ATP20). The record is from RefSeq and is a predicted model, not a curated record. Bases 122 to 499 code for a protein of 125 amino acids. Lineage: Eukaryota; Fungi; Ascomycota; Pichiomycetes; Serinales; Debaryomycetaceae. Gene Ontology annotation, molecular function: proton transmembrane transporter activity. The transcript has a single exon. Gene Ontology annotation, biological process: proton motive force-driven ATP synthesis.